AUGGCUACCACAUUCGAUGAACAGCCUCUUCAGGCAGUCGAGGACGAAUACAUGAACGCCGCACCAGAAGAAGCAGCUCCACAGACCAAAGCCACUGUUCAUAAUGAUCCGAACUUUGUUGAACCAGCCGCGCGCUUCAGCAAGGGCGAAGUCGUUCGGAAACCCGUCAUCGCGAACGGUGAACGAACGACGGGCGUUUUUACCGUCUAUGACCGCAAGUACAACCGUCCCAGGGGAUACCAUGAGUAUCAGCUCCGGGACGUAUAUUCCCUGGAGAUGGCGAGUGGCUGGACGCGCGAGAAGGAUUUGAAGCCUCGCUAG
Alternaria ventricosa is the source of this 321-nucleotide messenger RNA. RefSeq lists its product as uncharacterized. Lineage: Eukaryota; Fungi; Ascomycota; Dothideomycetes; Pleosporales; Pleosporaceae. The record is from RefSeq and is a predicted model, not a curated record. The transcript is spliced from 3 exons. The coding region runs from base 1 to 321 and encodes 106 amino acids.